Molecule: messenger RNA, 510 nt
Organism: Cuscuta epithymum
Lineage: Eukaryota; Viridiplantae; Streptophyta; Magnoliopsida; Solanales; Convolvulaceae
Source: the annotation of a GenBank genome assembly
CGCCACUUCUUCAAUUACGGGAGAAAUAAAAUUGGAAAUUAACAUCUACUCCACAAGUAAUGUUAAUGAAAUACAUCAAGGUAAAUUACACCGUACAGUCGGUUGUACCGUGCGCACGGUACAGCCGAGUUUUUUGUUCGCUGCUAUGUGCUUCGGUCGUCGCUGGGAUCUCUGCCUCCACCUCUCGAAUCUCGUCUCUUCCUCAUCAAUGGCCUUCGCUAUGGAUCUGUGUGCAGUGAUGGAGAGGCUAUGGAUGGGUUGCGCAGAUGCGGUGAUGGUGGCUUCGUUCGGGUUAUGGAUGGAUGGAUUGCGCAGGUGCUGGGAAGAUGCGGCGAUGAUGGCUUAGCUCCGGCUUUCUUUUCCUCUUUGUAUUUUUUUACACUGAUUUUUUUUUAAUUUGGUAGCUUUUGGGUUAGGGGAUACCUAAAUUGUAUGGAGUACUUAGUUUUAAAAAAACGAGUAUACAUAAAUAAAAGUUUGAGUAUGGUAGAGUUUUUAAAUGAGCCAAAA